This is a messenger RNA of Salmo salar (Atlantic salmon), 3152 nucleotides long. RefSeq names its product tuftelin. Gene Ontology annotation, biological process: intracellular signal transduction. NCBI's taxonomy places the organism in Eukaryota, Metazoa, Chordata, Actinopteri, Salmoniformes, Salmonidae. Gene Ontology annotation, cellular component: intracellular anatomical structure. The record is from RefSeq and is a predicted model, not a curated record.
AGAAUACCAGACCCAGGUGCUUUAGUAUUUGGUGUCUAUGGGAGAGCCACCCCCUUAAGUAGACAGGAACUGAUCAUUUUUUGUUCGAUGGUUAACGUCCUGAGUGAACUAUCUUUAGUUAUCCAACGUCUUUGCUGCCUGUGCACUGAGGUCACGCGCAUACAUUCCUGAGGGAGGGCGGGAGUAGAGGGAACUGCCUGAUUAAACUGGUAGUAAAGAGCAGCGUCGACUAUUGUUCAAAUCAACUGUGAUCUUCCGUCUGCGAGGGCAAGAGGGAGACAAGAGGACGAAAACCCGUUUUCCCUGUUUGUUUAGAGAAAAUAAUUCUAUAUAAGCAACGUUGAACAACUCUUUCAUAUUUAAGCUAUAUAAUUAUUUAUCUAUCUUAUCUGUGUGAAGAUGAACGGGGUAACGCGGAGUCUGUGUACAUUUGAGGACAUCAGAGCUGAUGAGAGAACAGCGGAUGGGUGCAGGAGACUGAGGCUGACUCUCCACCAGCAGAACCAGUCCGGGAGGGUCACAGAACAACCCUGGAGCAAGCCAAUCGGACGAGCGUUUGCUCUGGUGCAGCCAACCAGUGAUAGGCCUGCUCUGAAGCCUGAACCAAUCAAACCCUCUGAGGAGAAGGCUGAACAGGUUGAGGUCAUCAAGGUGUAUCUGGAGGAUCGUAGACAGGAGCAGCAGAGACACCAGCAGAGCCUCAAGAUGUUGUCAGAUGAAGUCUCCCAGAUACAGGAGGUGAGAUACUGUCUGAAGACCCUGAGGGAACAGAUGGCAACCAAGAACAAAGGACAACAAAAGUUUCUUGCUAGUGGCUACAGAGUCAGCACUCCCUCCAAUCAGAACAUCUCUUUUUCCUCAAAGGGAGGAGCUAAAGAUGAUGGGCAGGGAGGGGAGGAUGAGGUGGAGAGGGCGAAGAUGAGGGAGGUCAGUAAGCGUCUGUAUGCUCAGCUACAGGAGGCCGAGAAGAAACACCAGGAGGAGAGGGAGAGACUGCAGGCUGAGGGUGUGGAUCUGCGCCAGCGUCUGGGGGAGCAGGAGGAGAAGCUGAAGGGGGUGGAGGAGAGUAGUGAGAGGAAGGACCAGAGGAUUGAGGAGCUCCAGAGGCUGCUGGGAGGCAUGGCGCAGGAGAGCCAAGCCCUACGAGACACACUGAGGAACAGAGAGGAGGAACUCAGAGAAUUACGCAAAAUCAGAGAGGAGGGCAGGAACGAGGAGCAGAGGUCAGAGCAGUUGGAGAAGGAGCUGGCCAUUCUGAAGGAGAAGAUCCAUCAUCUAGAUGACAUGCUGAAGAGCCAGCAGAGGAAAGUCAGACACAUGAUCGAACAGCUGCAGAACUCUCGUAUGGUGAUCCAGGAGAGGGACCGUGUUAUCAGAGACCUGGAGGAGAAGGUGGCUUUCCUGGAGGCAGAGAACCGGGAGAUGCAUGAUCAGAUGGACUACUUCCUGGGAGGUGAAAGGUCAAACUCGCACCUCUCAUCAGACCGCCACGCCCAGAUUGUCUACAGUAAGCCUUUGAAGCCCACCAACACGUCCAACAAGCCUCUUCCCUUCAUCAAAAUCAUUGAGACCAAGUCCUGAACUGGUGAAAGCGAGGGAGAAGGGGCUAACCUAACGACACCAAACCUGCUAAGCUAAGCAACAACGGACUGAAGUAGACCACCACCACAUAAAUACCACAACAACAUCACAGUACACGUGUGAAGUUUAAACUGAGGUGACCACAACAACAUCACAGUACACGUGUGAAGUUUAAACUGAGGUGACCACAACAUCACAUCAACUGACCACCAGCCACGACCAUCAACCACCCAUGGCCACACUCCUUCGAUAGGACACUAUGCAAUGUGUGUGUGUGUCAGAGGAGGCUGGUGAGAUAAGCUAUAGGAGGAGGGGCUCAUUGUAAUGUCUGGAAUGGUAUACAUGGAACAGUCAAAAUGGUUUCCAUAUGUUUACUGUGUUUCAUACCGUUCCAUUUAUUCCUCCUAUAGCUCCUCCCACCAGCCUCCUCGUGUGUGUGUGUGUGUGUGUGUGUCUGUGGUUUUGGAUUGUGUAUGGACUUUGAUGUAGAUAGAUAUACUGAGAGUUGAUUCACAAUAGAAGUCUAUUUAUUCAUAGCAGACAGAUUUAUUCUUUCUAACCCAGUGGCAUAAUCUAUUGUCAUCUGUUGAAGUCAGUCUGAAGGACUUUACUACUGAGAGAGAGGACCAGAGACAGUGUGAUAGCAGUACCCUGUGGUCAGUGAGGGUCUGAUAACAGACCCUGUACUUUGGCCUCAGAGAGGAGGCAACCAUGUCAGGUUGGGCCAUAACAGAGAAAUAAAAUGGCCGAUGAGUGAGAGCGGGAUCGGAGAGAGCGAGAGAGAUGGAGGGUAAGAAAUCUGUAUUAAAUGGAUCAGAAUACAACCAGUUUGUCAUCAUUUUACCAUGGCACCAAGGCAGGAUAGAGGGAGUGUUGCUACAGUAUAUAGGUAUUGGAGAAGCAGAAACACAUUAAGGAUAGAGGAUAUAGUUUUCCAUCAAACCCUUCUGUAACCCAUUAACCUACUUCCUGUGUCUGUGGCCUAGAGUCCACUGUUAGAAUCCUCUUUAUUUGACACCUGAAAGGGAGGAAGACAAUCUUUGACUUUUUGUAAAUAUACUUAUGGUCACGCAGCGGCCACAGUGACGUGUCAUGGUUUGAAUACAAAGUUAAAGCCCAUGUUUGUUAUUUUGUUCAUUGAGAAAGUGAGAUGUUUGGUCUAAUAUGUGUGGAUUAGAAGUCCCCCUCACCAAUACUGAUGUCACUUUAAAGUCUGAAGAAAAUGAAGAUGAUUCAUUCUGACAAGUACUUACUAACCUUGCAAGAAGUCUUGUUGACAUUAUCCACAUUUUUGCAUGCAUUUCAGUUACCUGAAGUUUCAUCCACUAUCACCAGCUCUUGUACAUAACUAUAUUUAUUUGUUUAUCUGGUAUUAUUUUAUAUUUCUUUUGUUUGUUUUAUCCUUCAGACAGGAAUGUUUGGCCUGACACUUAGUGUGUGACAAUCAUCUUUAUGUAUUUAUGUGAAAAUACAACUUUUCAUUGUAGGGAAAACAAUUUCAGUAGACGUUUUAGUGUGUGUUAACAACAUAUAUACUUUGUUUUAGUUUUUUAAUAAAUGUAUGAAAAUAA